UACACUUUUCUUUCUCGCUCUUCCUUGAACCACAAGCAACCCAACAAUCUCGUUUCAUAUAUCUCCCUCAUUCUUCUCCCUUCUCCCUCUUCCCCACAAAGCAGAGAUGGAGAUAAGAAAGGAACCAAAUAUACCCAUGACUCUAGACUUAGAUUCUAAUUCUUCCAGAUCCUUGAUGGCUCUUCUCUUGACCAUUAUCCUCUUCCUAACCGGCCUAGCUUCAUCAAGUGGAGGCCCAACCAUUGCUUUUAAACCAGCAGAUAACAUUCUCAUCGACUGUGGGGCCAAGUCUUCAGCCAAAACACCUGAAGGUAGAGUCUUCAAGAGUGACUCAGAGACGGUUCAAUUCAUAGAAGCCAAAGAUCAUAUUCAGAUAUCUGCCCCACCUUCAGAUAAACUCCCUUCUCCUCUUUACCUAACCGCGAGGAUCUUCCGACAAGAAGCCAUUUACAAGUUCCACAUGACUCAACCAGGCUGGCAUUGGGUUCGUCUUCAUUUCUUUGCCUUCCCCAAUGACAAGUUUGAUCUCCAACAAGCAACGUUCUCUGUCUUAACAGAGAAAUACGUCUUGAUUCAUAACUUCAAGCUGAGUAACAACAACAACAAUGAUAGCCAAACUGUUCUUCAGAAGGAGUACCUCGUCAAUAUAACGGAUGCUCAGUUCUCCCUCAGGUUCAAACCUAUGAAAGACUCAGCCGCUUUCAUCAACGCUAUCGAAGUCGUGUCUGCUCCAGACGAGCUUAUAUCUGAUGCAGGCACUUCUCUUUUCCCUGUCAACGCCUUUUCUGGUCUGUCUGGUUACGCGUACCAGUCGGUUUACAGGGUUAACGUCGGUGGCCCCUUGAUCACGCCACAGAAUGACACACUAGGAAGAACAUGGACACCCGACAAAGAAUACUUAAAAGAUGAGAAUUUUGCUAAAGAUGUCAAAACAACCUCUUCGGCCACCAUCAAGUAUCCUCCAGGGGUUACACCCCUCAUAGCACCACAGACGGUUUACGCAACCGCCGCAGAGAUGGCUGAUUCUCACACCAUGGAUCCUAACUUCAACGUCACGUGGAACUUCCCAUCAAACCCAUCGUUCCACUACCUCAUCCGUCUCCAUUUCUGCGACAUCAUCAGCAAGUCCCUCAACGACCUCUACUUCAACGUCUACAUCAAUGGCAAGACUGCUAUUUCCGGACUUGAUUUGUCCACUUUAGCCGGGGGUCUCUCUUCUCCUUACUACAAAGACAUUGUGGUCAACUCCACGCUCAUGAAACCCGAGCUUCAGGUCCAGAUCGGUCCCUUGGGAGAAGACACGGGGACCAAGAACGCGAUUUUGAACGGGGUCGAGGUUAUGAAGAUGAGCAACUCAGUGGACAGUCUUGACGGAGAGUUUGGAGUUGACGGUAGAACAACGGGAGCAGGGAGGCACGGGAUGGUUGCGACCGCGGGGUUCGUGAUGAUGUUCGGCGCCUUCGUGGGCCUUGGAGCGAUGGUUUACAAGUGGAAAAAGAGGCCGCAAGAUUGGCAGAAGAGGAACAGUUUCUCUUCUUGGCUGCUACCUAUGCACUCGGGUGACACUACUUUCUCGUCAAGUCACAAAUCCAACUUGUAUAACACCACGCUUGGUCUCGGACGCAGUUUCUCCUUCUCGGAGCUUCAAGAAGUCACCAAGAACUUCGAUGCGUCCGAGAUCAUCGGCGUGGGUGGAUUCGGAAACGUGUACAUAGGAACAAUAGACGACGGAACUCAAGUGGCUAUCAAAAGAGGUAAUCCGCAGUCAGAGCAAGGGAUCACGGAGUUUCACACGGAGAUACAAAUGCUCUCUAAGCUCAGACAUAGACACUUAGUCUCUUUGAUUGGAUACUGCGACGAGAACUCGGAGAUGAUACUUGUGUAUGAGUACAUGUCCAAUGGGCCUUUCAGAGACCAUCUCUAUGGUAAAGAUGUUCUCUCUCCUUUGACGUGGAAACAAAGACUAGAGAUAUGCAUUGGAGCUGCUCGAGGGCUUCAUUAUCUACACACUGGAACAGCUCAAGGUAUUAUCCAUCGCGACGUCAAAUCGACAAACAUUCUUCUUGACGAAGCUUUGGUUGCUAAGGUCGCUGACUUUGGUCUCUCCAAAGACGUUGGUUACGGACAAAACUAUGUCAGCACGGCUGUUAAAGGUAGUUUCGGGUAUUUAGACCCGGAGUACUUCAGGAGACAACAGCUUACGGAUAAGUCCGAUGUUUAUUCCUUUGGUGUUGUUCUUCUAGAAGCUUUGUGUGCGAGACCGGCUAUUAACCCUCAGCUUCCGAGGGAACAGGUCAACUUAGCCGAAUGGGCUAUGCAAUGGAAACAGAAAGGGUUGCUGGAAAAGAUCAUUGAUCCUCAUCUGGUUGGCAGUGUGUGUCCUGAGUCUAUGAAGAAGUUUGCUGAAGCUGCGGAGAAGUGUUUUGCUGAAUAUGGUGUUGAUAGACCAUCAAUGGGAGAUGUGUUGUGGAACUUGGAAUAUGCUCUUCAGCUUCAAGAAGCCUUUUCUCAGGGAAAAACUGAGUAUGAUCAGGAGGUUGAGACCGGGAAGACCGUGGCUGCUACGAUGGCGGCUCCACCUGUUUCAUCUGCCACCACAACAAACGAAGUUCCGGUUUCUCAAACUGGAGAGAAGGAUGACUCGGCCCUGGACCAACACUCUGGAACCACCAGGUUUACUCAGUUUGCAAGCCUCAACGGAAGAUAA
Brassica oleracea var. oleracea is the source of this 2707-nucleotide messenger RNA. RefSeq names its product probable receptor-like protein kinase At2g21480. Gene Ontology annotation, cellular component: plasma membrane; plasmodesma. Gene Ontology annotation, biological process: protein autophosphorylation. Lineage: Eukaryota; Viridiplantae; Streptophyta; Magnoliopsida; Brassicales; Brassicaceae. The record is from RefSeq and is a predicted model, not a curated record. Gene Ontology annotation, molecular function: transmembrane receptor protein tyrosine kinase activity; ATP binding.